CUUCUCUCCUCCUUUUCCUCGGAGAGGAGCAGCAGCGCGACAAGACGGGACGGACGACAGCACGGAGGCUGUCUUACCUUGGAUGUCCUUGGGAGAUUUUCUUCUUAUGUUCUUGUGGCCAAGAACCAAGCCUACUGAUGCACUGCGUGCAGCUACACGAACGAACGCAGGUGAGUGGCAGGUAUCGGAACGGCGUUUCCGUUCCAUCAGGAGGAUGAAGUCCGAGAGGAAGUCGGCUCCGCCGAGUGCUGGAUGCGAGGCUGGUCAUGAGGAGCUUGCGCGGGGUGUGGCCCUGUUUGCACGGGUUGUGCCGCGGGUGACUGGCGAUGGCGAGAGACGGUCGUUGGUAUUGGGCCCCCCUUGGGGAUGUUCUGCUGCGGCGGCGAAGUUCGGCGAGAUGUCGCGCGGUGCGCGGGUGUUGUACUCGGAGAGGAUGAGGAACUUUUCAGCUUGUCGACAGGGACUGAGGAAGGUUGCUGUGCCAGCGGUAGCGUGGCGACGUGAGGCGCUAGACAGUUGUCGUCUGAAGGACGAGUUGAUCGAGGAUGCUUCCUCUUGCCCGGCAGGGGAGACUUGCGGCUUGGUGCCGCCACCGGGAUACGGUAAGAGUGCGUUGAGGUGUUACUGGCCUAGGGGGCCUCGUGUCUGGAAGUCCUGUGUUUCUAGCGAGAGCGUGCGGGCGCUAGCCAGCUUGGCCUGGCAGGAGAAGAAGGCGGAAGCUUCUACUGCGACUCUGGAGGUGUGCCGGAUUGGCUACCCACAUGGCUGGACACUGUACGCGAUGGUGCGGGUGCAGGAACAGGAUGACUGUACCGUUCUUGUGCGACUGGAGGAGACGUUGGUGGAUGUUCAUGGCAGAUCGUGCACUAUACAUCCUCAUGAAGUGACAUUGGCCCCGCCGGGGUCAUAUGGAGGGGGACCUGGGAGUGGACCGGAGAACACGCCGUCCUGAUGGAGGACAGGUAGCAUGCCUGGUUGGCUGUAUGUCUGGCAGAGGCCAGUGGGACUUGUAACCAUAGACAGUAGUGUAACUGUGGAACAUUUGGCAGAGGUAUGUCUAGGACUGAUGCGGCUGUGUGUGAGCAUAGUGAUGCAUCGAAAUGAUAAGCGUGAGAAGUGGAAUGGGGAGUGGAACAAAUGUUGUGUCGUGAACGGAGUAAUCGAGAUAGAUACUA
Messenger RNA from Microdochium trichocladiopsis, 1175 nucleotides. RefSeq lists its product as uncharacterized. The coding region runs from base 83 to 952 and encodes 289 amino acids. The transcript has a single exon. The record is from RefSeq and is a predicted model, not a curated record. NCBI's taxonomy places the organism in Eukaryota, Fungi, Ascomycota, Sordariomycetes, Xylariales, Microdochiaceae.